Aspergillus japonicus CBS 114.51 is the source of this 1472-nucleotide messenger RNA. RefSeq lists its product as uncharacterized. The transcript has 2 exons. The coding region runs from base 12 to 1472 and encodes 486 amino acids. The record is from RefSeq and is a predicted model, not a curated record. NCBI's taxonomy places the organism in Eukaryota, Fungi, Ascomycota, Eurotiomycetes, Eurotiales, Aspergillaceae.
CUUCACGAAUCAUGUCCGGCAAUUCAUGGGAGAAAGUCCCUCUAGGACCAUUUAACUAUGAACUGUGUGCAGAACUCCAUAAUCGCAUCUUCCAGAUCACCUGGGCCGCAACUCCCACCACCUGGUGGGAGCAUUUUCAACCCUCCAAUGAACUCGCCGUGCGGUACCAUCCCAGCUUGGUCAAGUUUCUUCAGCGUGCGUACUACCACCCCGCAGCUCCGGAGUUCUUCUAUUAUCUAGAGAACCUGAAUACUCCGGACGCCUUGAUUGACGAGCACUUCAACGAUAUUUUCGAUGGGAGAGAUUGCUACGUCCACCUACAUCGCGCCACACACUGGAACUACGCCAAUGGCGAUGAAUGGGGAAUUAUAUUCGAUCAGAUCACCUGCAAAGCCGUCUUUGCCGAGGGGCGUGAAUCCACCCACCCAAUCCUCAACUAUGGCCACGGCUUCCGACCGCUCGAAGACAUUUAUGCGGACUACCUGCAGAUGAUCACGGAGAACAAGGUCGAGAUGCAGGUCAAUGGACAAUGGGCCCUGGGAGAUAUUGGGACCGAUAAGCUGGGUCAAGAUUCGUUCGAGACGAUUGGCCCGUGGCGAAUCCAUACAUAUACCGCUGCCGAUGUCGACAAAGCGGUGCAAGCCUUUCAGAGCCUCCUUCACGAGAUUGAAAUCCGGUUACCCAGCAGCAGCGACUCGGCUAAAGCAGAAUCGUCUCCCUCCGCCUCCCUGCCCUGGUCUGACCCCGCCGUGCGUUCGGAAGUCCGCCUGGUGCCCAACAGCUUCAUCCACCGCUAUUGCACGGCAACCAGCACGGCCACCCCCCGCCCGGUCCGCUUCCGCUACAUCGCACCAGGAGUGCGCCUCCCGACCGAGGCGGAAUUCCGCGCCCAACCCUUCCGAGACGCCGAGUACAAGUCUGCCCUCUGGCGUCGGCUGCCCGUGGCCCGCCCCAUCAAACCCAUCCUCCUCUUCCUCGCCGACGCUCCCGACGCCAACGGCUCGGGGAAGACCGUCAUGACCGUCCCCAAGCCAGAUACAAGGCUCAACUCUCUGCUCAGCGGCUUUGGGGCUGGCAACCGACAAUCCCCGCCCCCGCGUCCCGCUGGUCUUUAUUUGACGGCCGACAACCGCGAUGUCAAGAGUUGCGAGAACGGCUGCCGUCUGCUGCUGCCGUUUGGGGUUGGAGGGCACGGCUGGGCCCGCCGCAGUGACGGCACGCGCUUGGGCGACGCCGCCUGGUGGGGUGGGAAGCCGGCGGACGCCAAUUAUGAUCUGUACCAGUGCGAGUUCAAUGGGUUUAUUCCCCUGCGUGACACCCCGCUGCACCAGGUGCUGGAGAGCUGGGCGGAGCGGGUCCGGGCGGGGGAUUGGACGGUAGGGGAGGAUGGGGUGGCCGACGGGGUGGAGCGGUGGCGGGAGGCCGACACGGAGGGGGGCUGGCGGAAGUAUUGGGUUCCAGUGCGGUGGUAG